Messenger RNA from Chlamydomonas reinhardtii, 9139 nucleotides. RefSeq lists its product as uncharacterized. Bases 150 to 8705 code for a protein of 2851 amino acids. The transcript is spliced from 19 exons. The record is from RefSeq and is a predicted model, not a curated record. NCBI's taxonomy places the organism in Eukaryota, Viridiplantae, Chlorophyta, Chlorophyceae, Chlamydomonadales, Chlamydomonadaceae.
CUUUCAAUUUUCCAGAUGACUUGAACCUUGCAUUGCACGGACUGGACGUUGACCUCGCCUUUUACUUCCCUGGCACGCAACUAGUUUUACUUCCUGUGGUACGCAGUAUCGCGGGAAGAACUUAUGAGCCUGGACAUGUUUAAGGCGUGAUGAAUUCGCCACUGGGCCGGGGGGCCCUGUCGGGCGGCACGGCAGAGACCCUGGCUGCUGCCCCGUCGCCUGGACGCACCUCGGACGCCGCCCUGGCCGGGACGCUGGGCGGGUCCCUACUGGGCUUGCUAUCAUUGCCGGCCCCGGCGCGGCGCGUGCGCAAGAAUGUCUCCUUCAGCCUCCGCAAGCGUGGCCCCGGCCCUGCCUACAGCUCCCCAGAUCAGCGUCGGGCGCCCGGCCACGCAAGCAUUAGCAUCGGGAGCCUUGGGAGACGCACGCCAUCGGUUGAGCGGCUGCGCUCGGCCCAGCGCGCAGCUCAAACGAGCGCGGCAGUGAUGGAAAGCGGCCAGAACGCAGCGUUCGUGCAGCGCAUGUUUCGGGCGGUGCGACGACUGCCGCCCUCCGGAUCGCCCGAGCCCAUGCCCAGCGCUUAUCCAGGCUGGCGGCCGCAGCCACGCGGUGGUGAUGGUGGCGGCGGUGGAGGAGGAGGAGCUGGAAGGGGUAGUGGCGGCGCGGGGCCGCGGCGGCACUCGCUUGACAGCAAUGCGCCAGCACUGCAGCACGGAUGGGACAUGGCGGCCGGGAUGGAUGUCGACGAAGCAAAUGCCGAAGCGGAAAUGACCGCUGCGGCGGCGGCGACAGGCGCGUGGGAGGACGCGAGCAGGCUGUACCUGGGUAGCCCAGUGGUGGAUGCGCUGGCGCCGGCCCGGGUGCACCUGGCCAUGAGCUGCGCGAGCAGCCUGGACGCGGCGGCGGCACCAGCUGCUGCUGGGGGACACGUGCAUGCCGCACGUGCCUCGCCGCAGCGUGCUGGGCUUGUAGGCAGCGGCGCAUAUGGCUCCCCGGGCAGUGGCGUCUGGGCCUCACCCACACGUGUCGGCGGCACCGGCGCUGGUGCAUGGUGGGCGGGGCAGCCCCAGCAGCAGCAGCAGCAGCAGGCGCUGCUCGCACAACAGCCUCCCAACCAACCUCCGCAACAGCUUUCACAGCAACACCAACAGCAACAGCACCUGGCAUGGCGAUCUGAGGCGCAAACGGGUGCGCCGGCUGUGUGCGAGCGUCAGCUGCCACAGCCGGCGCAGGGCCAGCCGCAGGCGGACAUGCAGCCACGGCCGUCCGGCGCAGCGCACAUGCGGGACACUGGUGCUCUUGACAUGUCAGCCGGCAUGCACGGGACUGCGCCAACAAGCCGCUACGCUGCUGGAACCGCGACUGGGCAUCCGUCAGCACGAGGCAGUACGGAGGAGCGGUUGCCUAGCGCAUCGCCCACUGCCAGCGGCGCUGAAAGCGCGCCGCCCCAGCCCACCAGCACGCCCACGAGAGCGGGGCACAGGUGGAGUGCGCAGCAGGCGCAGCCUGGUGCGGACACGGUCGCACGGGUACCUGAACCUGCGGCCACGUUUGAGCAGGUGCACUUAAUGCUGGCGUCCCUCACCCUGCCGGCUGCCGCCGCGUCCGCGCCGACGUCAGCAGCGCCGGCGGCUAGUGAACCGACAGGCGGCACCUCCGGCGGAAACCUUGGGGAGGCCUGCGGUCUGCAAGGCAAGCAGUCGGUGCUGCCGGAGGCUUCUGUGGCCAUGUGGCCGUCAUGCAGCGCGGAGGGGGCGCGGGAGGGCGUGUACAGCGCAGGGGCCGUUGCAGCCGAGGCGCCAGCAGCAGGGCUGUCCCACGCGAACCAUUUAGGAGUACCAGCCAUGUCGCAUUUGGCGGCCCCGCCCGGGUACGCUGGUCUGGGGUUUGUGCACCCCAGCACGAACGGUGGCGUUCCAGCAUGGUCGCCACACCCGGAAAGUUGGAACUUUGAUGUGGUGGUGCGGCAGUCCCUGGACGCGAGCGCCAGCGGGCGCCUGCGGCCGCCGCCCGUGGAGGCCUUCGCCGCCGCGUGGGCCUCCGCAGGCACGGCCUGGAUGCAGUCCGUGGGCCGGGCGGCGGCGACGGAGCGCGAGGCGCAGCAUGAGGUGGUGUUGGAGGUGGCGGCACAGCUGGCGGAGGCGGUGCGGGAGCGGCGGCACGUUGAGGCGUACAUGGAAGCGACAGCGCCUGUGGCUGGCGGCGGCGGCGGCGGUGGUGGUGGUGGUGGUUCUGCCGGCAUCCCUGAGGAGCGGCUGGCGCGGCUGCGUGCGUUGGCCACCGCGUCCGGCGCCCCGCCGGCCGUCACGCUGGCGCUGCUGGUGGAGCUGGAGGGCCGCCUGAGGCUCAAGGCAGCGCUGGUAGCGCUGCGUGCGGCGGCGGUGGCCGCGGGUCACAGGUCGGAGCUGUUGGAGUCCAGGGAGGGCCCCGCCGGCCCGCUGGCGGCGGCGGCGUGGCGGUGCUGGUGGCGCUCCGCGCGAUGGCGGCGGGCGCUGAGGGGCCGCGUACAGGCGGCAGCGACACGCAGGCAGAAGAUGCUAGCGGCUCGCGUGCUGCUGGGCUGGUGCAACCUGGUGGCGCGCCGGCAGGACCUGGCGCAGCGCCGCGCCACCCUGACCAGCCGCUUCACAAGGCAGCGCCUGGGCGCUCGCUUCUGCGCCUGGCGCCACCUGUGCCAGCGCCACGCCCAGCUACGUAGCAUCCUGGCGGCGUGCCGCGCCGCCGCGCAGCGGCGGGCACUGGCGCGCUGGCGCGGCAGCGCCGCGCAGUCGGCAACCUCGGCGCGGCAGCGGGCGGCGGCGGACCGGCACUACCGGCGGCGGCUGCUGCUGGCGGCGCUGGCGCACUGGCGCUACCUGCAUGUGGCCCGCAGCCUGGGCCGCGUGUGGGAGGCGGCGCUGGAGAAGCGGCACGCGCUGGCGCUGGCGGGGCGCGCGCUGCGCGUGUGGCACUUCUAUGCGCGGCGCUGCCGGCAGCUCAUCAAGCAGCUGACCAGCCAGCGCGCCGCGGCGGCAGCGAGCUCGGGCGCCGCGCCCAUGGUGGUGUCGGAGGCGGCGCUGCCGGCGCCGCUGCAGCUGGCGGCGCUGCCGCGCAUCCGGUCGGGGCUGCUGGCGGCUGCCCGUGAAUUCAUGGUGGACAUGUCGGACGAGCUGCUGCACCUCCGAGCCUUCCUGCGCUUCACGCGCCCGGACCCCAGUAGCACCCAGGAUGGUAGUGCUCAAGGGGAGGGUGCAGGGUCAGGGAAAGGGGAGUGGGCGGCGGCUGGGCAGGGCGGAAGAGCCAGAGGAAGAGGAGGAGGCAGUGUUUCGCUGCCCGCGCGCAUGAGCGUUGCGCUCGGCUGGGCUGGCAUCAAAGGUGGGGAGGAGAGCCCCGGCCGGGGGGAGGAGCAGGAGGAGGAGGGCCAGGAAGGCGGCGGCGGCGUGGCCUCGCCUCGGCUGCUGAUCAGCGGGCAGUGGCGGCACAAGCAGGCGGUGCUGCUGCUGCUGGCGCAGCUGAAGCAGGUGGAGCGGAUGGCGGCGGAGGUGGAUGCGCAGCUGGAGGCAGCGGACAGGGCGGGGCGGGAGGCCAGGGCCAGCCUGCAGGAGCGGUCGGAGGAGCUGCAGCGCCGGGCGGACAGCAGCCGCGGCAUGCUGGAGGCGGCGCAUGCGGAGCAGCAGCAGCUGCAGGCGGCGCUGGAGGCGCUGGACCGGGAGGCCCAGGCAGUGGUGGGCUACCUGUCCCGCUGCCGCGCCGUGGCUGCGGCCGCCGCGAACAAGGUCCGCACCGUGGAGCAGCAGCUGGCGGAGGCGGAGGCCAUACACGCGCAGGCGCUGGAGGCGCUGCAGGCGGCGGUGGACCGGGAACAGCAGCAGCGGGCGGCGCUACAGUCGCUGGAGAAGGCACUAGAGCCGGAGCUGGUGGCGGAAGCCGCGCGUGCAGAGGCGGCCGCGCGGCAGCGCCAGGCGCAUGCGGCCGCGCAGGUCGCCGCGGCGGCGGAGGCCCUGGCCGCCAGUGCGACGGCUCUGGAGGCGGCGCGAGAGGGCGAGCGGGCUGGGCGUGAGCGGCUGCUGGCGGCUCAGCGGCGGCUGUCGGAGGCCCUGGGGCUCAAGUCGGCGCUGAUGGCGCACCUGCGGGAGGUGCAGGCGGAGGCGGCCGCGGCGCCGCUCUACGCGGCCCAGCGGCACGCGCUGCGUGUGGGCGAGGCGCAGUCACAGGUGGUGGAGGCUGCCAAGGUGGUGUCGUUGGCGGAGUUCGAGGUCCAAGAGUUGAUCACAGCGGUGGAGAUGAUGUCCACCACAGCCCGAGCAGCAGAGGCCGCCCUGGCCCAGGCACACACAGCCGCCACCGCGCCGCCAUCGCAGUCGCCGCCAUCGCAGCAACAGCCCUUGCUAGCUACGCCAGGCAGCGCCGCCGCGGCCGCGGCGGCGGUGCGUGUCGCCGCCGCGGCGGAGCAGCUCGCCGUCGCCGGCGCUGCCGCGGCGGAGGCGGCGGAGCUGGAGCAGGGCGCGCGCGAGGCCGUGGCUAUGCUCCAAGCGCGGCUGCAUGGGCUGCGACAGGCUCUUCAGGGCGAGAUGGACCUAGGCGGAGACACGCAUGUGGUGGCGGGGGCGACGGGGGUGGCGGAGCAGCAGGCGGCGGCGGUGGCAGCGGAGGCCGCGGCGGCGCGGGCUGAUCAGCAGCAGGCUGUGCUGCUGGAGCCACUGGUGGCGCGGCAGCGGGCGAUAGGCGCGGAGCUUGAGGCGGUGCGCGCGCGUGCGGAGGCGGCGCUGGCGGAGCUGCGGACGGUGCUGGCGGCUGUGGCGGAGAUCCCGCCGGCCGUGGAGGCGGCGGAGGUGGCCCACCGCGCGCAGCUGCUGCGGCUGCAGCCCGCCGCCGCCAAGCUGGCGCAGUCGCGGGCGCAACUGCGCGGACGGCUGGGACACUACCCGGGGGAGCUGGUGCGGGCGCUGGCGCGGGUGGUGGAGGCGUACGGCGUGGAGGCGUGCCAGGACGCGAGCGGGGAGUGGCAGGUGCGCAACCUACCGCCGCAGUGGCAGCGGCGGCUGCGCCCGGGGCGGCUGGCGGCUGCGGGCUGCGCUUCCGACGACGAAACCUCCUCCCUCGCCCUCACCACCACAACCAGCAGCAGCCCCGUGGCAUGGGGCCGCCGCCGUGACGCCGCCGCCAGCCCCACGGCGGCUGCACCCCACGCACCCGCAGGCGGCGGCGCCGUUAGCACCGGCUCAGCUCCGAAGCGGCCCAGUCCAAGCCGCAGUCACGGCCUGAGCAGCAUGUCGGCGGCGCAGCUCGCGCGCAUGGCCAGGUCGGCGCUGGCCGCCGCCGCCGCGCGUUCGCCCGAGGCCCGCACGGACUGCAGCCCUGUGCACAGCGCGCGCCGGCGCAGCCGCAGCGGCAGCGGUGGCGGCACCGAUGUGGCAGGCGGUGGUGGUGGCGGCAGUGGCAUGGGCUUUGGCCCGCAGCCAGUUGCGCAGUACCCAGGCAGUGAGGGGAGGAGGCAGAUGGCGCAGAGACGCGGGCACAAGCGCGAUGAGGCCGUAGAAGCAGCAGCAGCAGUGGCGGCGGCUGGUCAGACCGGUAGCAGCUGGCGACAGAAGGCCAAGGUCGCUCGCGUGCUCGGCUUCACACUGUCAGCGAGCCAUGACGGGCCGCUGCUGCCGCCGCUGCCGCCAGCUGCACCCUCCAGCCCCCGCGCCGUGUUUGCGCGGGUGGUGGGCAGCCAGGACGAGCCUGACAACCGCAACCCCAGCACCGAGGGCGAGCGCAGCGGCGGGAGCGGCAGCGCGGCGCGAACGGAUCCAGGGGCUUCAGUGUCUUUUGGUGGCUGGGGUGAGCAACAGGCACAGCAACAGCAGCAGCAGAACACGUCUGCGAUCGCAGCCGAAAGCGAACGUGCCGCAGGCGUCCCAACGACAGCAUACAACGAAGCAGACUCCGCACUGCGGGGACCAGCAGCAGGGAUAGCGGAGCAUUUAAACUGUGAACCGCCCACCUCGGGCGUCGGCGCAGGGCCGGGGGCGGCCUGCGCCGACGGCGGCGGCGCCGCGGUGGGCGGUCUGCAGGCCAGGAGUGUGGAGGACGCGGCGUGUCUGUACUACCUGAGGAAGCUGGCCCGCAAGGCGUUCCAGGCCCUCAGGAGCCACGUCGCCGGCCUGGGCUCCUUAGCGUCAUCGCUGCAGCUCACAGCCGACACAGCACGGCUGCGAUGGGCGCUGUCCCUGCUCCAGCAGGCCGUGGCGGAGCCCCGCCGCCGCGCCGCCGCCUUCGCCGCCGCCGCCGCCACCUUCCGGGCCUGGGCGGCAUGGCGGCUGUUCGUUCAGGCGCGGCAGCAGCAGGCGGUGCUGGUAGCGCUGCUGCGGGCGGCGGCGCGGGACCGGCUGCUGCGAGGCAUCCUGCGGUGGUGGAACUCCUGGCGGCUUCGCCGGGAGGCAAUGCUGAGAGCCGACACGGACGCACGCGACCAGCACCGCCGCUGGCUGCUGCUCCGCUGGCGGGCCGGGAUUCGGGCUGUGCAGCGCAGCAAGCAGCGCAGGGCGGCGGCGGCAGAUGUCUACCGGCGCAGCCUGCUGCGUCGCUGCCUGUGCUACUGGCGCCAUGUGCUGUGGGCGCGGCGCCUGCUGCACCGCGUGUUCAGCACCGCUGAGCUGCUGUGGGAGGAGUACACCGACACGCUGCAGACGCUGGGGGCCGAGUACUGCGCCCUGCGUGCCGCUUUCGACCGACUGCGCCGCUACCAGCAGCACCGCGCUGCCAAGCGCGCCCAGCGCAUCAACGAGCAGGCGGCGGUGGUGUUCCGGGAGUCACUGCUGAGAGUGCGCGCCUUCAGCGCAUGGACGGCCAUGGUUGCGGCGGUGUGGCAGGAGCGCUAUGUGACGCGGCUCGCGCUACGGCUGCUGCGCGCGUGGCGCCGGCACGUGCAUCAGCAGCGCGAGGAACCUACCAGCCUGUGCAGCCUGAGGGCGCGGCUGCGCGAUCGCGGCUACGCCGGCGAGCGCGACGUGCGGCGGCGCCGGCUUCAGCGCUGUGCACUGGCGGCGCUGAGCGCGCCGUUCGCCGAGCCGCGAAGGCACUACCGGCGGUCCCUAGCCACGCGCGCGCUGCUGGCGCUGUGGGAGUUGCCCGAGCGCCGCGCCCAGCUGGCAGAGGAGCACCGGCAGCGGCACCUGCGCGGGCCGCUGCGGCGGGCGGUGCUGCGGCAGUGGCGGGAGGUGACGGAGCGCCGGGCCCACAUCCGCAGGGCAGCCGCCCUUGCCGCGACGUGGCGCAAGCGCCGCGUUCAGCAGCUGGCGCUGGCUGCCUGGUCGGCCUGGGUGCCUGCCAGCCGCACCAAGCGCCGCCUGCACUCCACCGCGUCCCUGCACCGCGACCGCCGCCUGCAGUCACACGUGCUGCUGGCCUGGGCGCGGCUGCACGCGCAUCGACAAGACGCGGCAGUGGCGCACGACGCCGGCCGGCGGCUGCGCCGGUGCGUGGCCGGCUGGUACGGGCUGGCGGCGGCGGAGCGGGCCAAGCGCGAGGCGCUCAUCGCCACGAUGGCGGCACUCGACGGCGGCGCCGGCCUCACGGCACAGCCGCGGCGGCACCGCCACCUGGAGCUCUACGAGCAGGAGCAGCGCGCGUGCCAGAACCUGCUGCAGCAGCUGCAGCACCAGCAGCACCAGCAGCACCAGCAGCACCAGCAGCACCAGGACCAGCACGCGGAGCGGGUGACGGGCGUGCUGUCGCCGCCGCCGCAGCGGCCGCACCUGCAGCAUGGGCCAACGCGGCCGCAGCCGGGAGUCGGCGCCAAAGUCGCCGCGCGAGUGGCCUUCCUGCCCACGCCGGGUUCCAGCUCCUCCAGCUGCGCCUCCGCCUGCCAACCGGUGGUGCAACAUGGCAAGGGCGUGGCGGCAGGCCAGGCAGCGGCGCCGCCAGCGGCCCGCCGGGCUGCAGGCGCCCCGGCAGUGACCGCCGCGCCCGGCGGCCGCCGCAACGCGCCUGGGCCCAACCUGGACUGGCGGAAGCACGUCAGGGCCCUGGCUCCCCUGAACCGUGUGAGUGGUGGCGCGGCCCCGGCCCCUGAGCCGGCAUGCAACGACCACGUCACGUACGGUGUAGCGCUCCAUCCGAAGCCCUCACAGGACGUGUCUAGCCAGAUCGCGGCGGCCUCCAGCGGCGGCGGGCGGCAGCCCGCCGAUGUGUGGGUGUCGGAGCAGGGGCGAGCGCCCCUGCAGCCCUCCUGCAGCGCGGUUGACACGUGCAGCCCGCACGACCUGCAGUCGAGCAUCAGUGGCACCUCUGGAAUGCCUGGUGUUAUGGGUGCCGGCGAGGCCACGCCUGCAGCCCUGCUGGCGGGGCCGCGGCUGCCCUGGUCUGGCGCUGACAGCUGGGCGCUGCACGGUUCCAGCGGUGGGCCGCGUCAGGGCCUGUGCGGCAGCAGCAGGCGCGACGGCAGCGGCUUUGAGCUGCAGGCCGAGAGCUCGUCAUCGACGCCCCUGCUUGAUCCGCUAGAACUGCUGGCAUGUCGGUCCGAUGAGUCUGGGCCAAGCAAUGGGCGGCGAGCGGCGGCGGCGUGUCAUCUGCCCCCCGACGUCACAAGGUUGGACACGCCCACGCGGCAGCUUUGGAGGCGGUACGCGCAGCGGCAGCUAGCUGUGGAGUGGCGGCGGCGGGUGCUACUGCGCAAGGCAAUGGCCGCCUUGCGCACUGCUGCUGUGCUGUUGCGGGUUGCACCAGGAGCUAGGCGGUGAAUUGGGCGGAACGCAUAGGCUGCAUGCUGAGAAAGCGUGCCAAUUCUGUUGUAAAGAUGUCGAUAUAAAAUGGAUGCAAAGUCGGUUAGGCAUAGGCAACACGGGCUAGUUGACCUGUUGUUUGUGGGUUGAUUCCUCGGGCCGGGAUAUGAGUCCCCUUUGGCUGUGCUUCCCAGCUAAAUAACUGGUGUCCAUGAACCGAUUCAAGGCAUCUGACCCUAACCCUACUGCUUGGGCUGUUCAUUGGCCCCCGGCUCUCUCGCACCGCCUCCAAGGCUGUCAGUGCUGUACGGCAGGUCAACAAUACGGUAUCCAGCGUCAUCCAGCUGCUCGCCCAGUGCACUUUGCUGAGUUUCCAGUUCUGUUCCCCGCCACGGUCCUGGCACAUGCAAGCAGCCCUUCAACCCCAUCAGAAGAUCAGAGAGGCACACAGC